GUGUGCCACAUGCAUGCAGGAACCCUCGUUGGUCAGAGCCCAGGAACAAGAACUGCAGCUGUGAUUGAGCCUGCAGGCCUCAGUGACAGGGCAGUGACGGAACAGGCUGUUGCAAAGGCUGACAAGAGGUCAGGGUUAGGAAGGAACAACCGAGUCCUUGAUAGGGAUUGGGAGCUUCAGUCCCUCAGCACAUCUGAAGCAGGGGUGUCAGCAUCAUUAUCCACUCUGCCUUUUCCUCCUUCCUCCAGGGAUGAAUCUGGUCCUCCAGCAGUUGUAUUUGUUUCUACAAUGCUGAGGAUAAAUCCAGGAACACAUGCUAAGCAAGUACUCCUCCACUGAGCUCCCUUGGGCUAUGGCAAAGAGAUGCUGAAUACUGGUAUACCCAGAGGGACAGGCCUCCAGCCUACUCCCUAGUAGUCAUGGUUAGGCCAAACCUACUCACACCACAGACACAUGGUGCCCAAAUGCAGAACUGUCAAGUGAUCAUUUGACACAUUGGGAAACCAGAGAGUCAGAGACCCUUCACUCCGGAGUGCCUGGGAUGUGGGCAAGGGGGCUUGAGCCACUGCAAUGUCUCCACCACGGAAGGGCUGCACCUUUUAGUAGGGUAGUCCUCAGACAGGUGCAUCAGUAGGAAGGCAGCUGUGAACCUGGACUUGGGACAGGGAUUGGAAUCUCAAGUUUGUAGCAAGGCAGGAAGCAUCAGUGCCUCCUAUCCCUAGCCUCUUAAGUCUUGGGCACUAGGCUCCAAAGUGACUCACCCCUUGAACUGAUUUCUUAGGUGAUGGCUUUGACAUGUCACCCAGGUCCCUGUCCCCCAUUUCCUCAGCUGUGAGAAUAAUAUCAGACACCCUUAAGAAUUAAUGCUAACCAUUACACUGGCUGCAGCAGCCCUGGACCAGCUCCAGCCCACCUCUGUUCCUAGUGGCCCUAUCUGGGCUCCACCCACUCUGGCCCUCUAGGGCCCCGCCUCAGUGUGUCCACAGGAUACUUAUCCACACCUCUAGUUCACCGGCCAAUGAAUGAUCAGCCCUCCAAGUAUCCUGGUCACACUUUCCUUGUCCAGUCUGCAGUUCUCCAGAGUCACAGCCACAGCUGCAUCAUGUGGGCCCUGGGCUUCCUGCUCCGAUUCCUCGCCAUGCAACCUGUGGCAAAGGUGGACUCCAAGGGUGCCUGGUGCUACGACUCCCAAGAUCCAACGUGCGGCCCUACACACUGGAAGGAGCUAGCACCUGCUUGUGGGGGCCCAGCCCAGUCCCCUGUCAACAUUGACCUUCGAUUGGUCCAACGAGACUACACUCUUGAGCCCUUCAUCUUUCAAGGCUAUGAUUCAGCACCUCUGGACCCUUGGACCCUGGAAAAUGAUGGCCAUACAGUGCUACUUCGAGUAAAUUCCUGUCGGCAGAGCUGCCCAGUGAUCCGAGGGGCUGGGCUGCCAUCACCAGGGUACCGGCUGCUGCAGCUGCAUUUCCACUGGGGCAGCCCAGGGCACAAAGGCUCAGAGCACAGCCUGGAUGAGAAGCGUGGCUCUAUGGAGAUGCACAUGCUCCACGUGAACACAAAGUACCAGAGCAUGAGGGAGGCACAAAGCCAUCCGGAUGGUUUCGCUGUGCUAGCCGUGCUGUUGGUGGAGGAGGACAGGGACAAUACCAAUUUCUCUGCCAUUGUGUCUGGCCUAAAAAAUUUAACUUUGCCUGGGGUCUCUGUGAACCUGACGUCCACCUUCCCACUGGCCUCGCUGCUGCCAAGUUCUGUGGGGCUCUUGAGAUACUACCGAUACUCUGGGUCUCUGACCACACCGGGCUGUGAGCCAGCUGUUCUCUGGACAGUCUUUGAAAACACCAUACCCAUUGGGCGCGCGCAGGUAGCCCAGUUCCAGACCAUUCCCCAGACUGGGUCACCGAGUUUGCACCCCAGACCGAUCAUAGAUAAUUUCCGUCCCCAGCAACCUCUUGGAGGGCGCAGGAUAUCAGCCUCUCCUGGAGCAUCCAUCCGGUCAUCAGUCUCUACCCUACCCUGUUUGCACGUGGCUCUUUGGGGCUUGGGAGUCGGCCUGAGACUCUGGCAGGGCCCCUAGGAUUCAGGGGUGACUCCUGCUUUCACAAUAAAAGAUGCAGAGUGACCUUGGCCUAGUGUGGCUGGGAAGAGGUGUGUGGUCAAGGGGACGAUGGGGAGAGAAUUCUGCUCCAACCUCGCGGCAUCCUUCCUGUCCACACCACCAACAGGCUCCUGAGUGACUGCCCUCUUGCCCACCUCAAUCAUACAAACUUCUUCCAAAACCGAGACCCAUUCAGAUACCCAACUCUAGCACCCACCCGUAACAACAUGUUGUUAUGAAUCUCCAGGUCAAAGGAAAGGGGUUUGAAAAUCAGUACAUCUCAGAAAUGCCACCUAUACCAGAAAUUACAGUUUAUUUUAAGAACAAGCUGGGUGAGCAUCAAAGGGGGUUACCGUGCCACAUGAAAAUGAUGACCCUGGUUGCAACCCCAAGCCAGUCCUUAAGAAAAAGCAGGUUCCAGCAGAAGGCACUGAGUUGACUGGUUUUGGUGACAGACAGCAAGCGCUGGUGACACUCUAGGGAAUCAUUACGCUGUGGAAUAUUUUCUAUAGAGAAGCUGGUGUUGAGCAACUGUUGGGAGGGUUAAGUGAAGGGCUGUGUCCUUCUCACUGUUCGAGGCCGAGUCCAAGGGAUACUGACAACAUGACACUAUGGUAGGAAAGUGGGCCCCGGGAGGGUGGGUCCCAUUAUCAAUGGAGUGGUGGUGGAGCAAACUGAUGCUCAGCUCAUGCCAUGUAGAGGUUACAAUGAAGGGGCACUGUCUCCGCUACCUAUGUCCCUAAAGUCUGUUACACAGUACAUAAUUGACACUAUUCUGGUGCAUGGAGGUCCUGCCUACCCCCUAGGGCUUUAAAGAAAAAGAAAGUGCAACCAUUUGCCUCCAGGCUGCAGAUCCCUUGGUU
Messenger RNA from Cricetulus griseus (Chinese hamster), 2961 nucleotides. The record is from RefSeq and is a predicted model, not a curated record. Lineage: Eukaryota; Metazoa; Chordata; Mammalia; Rodentia; Cricetidae.